This is a messenger RNA of Nerophis lumbriciformis (worm pipefish), 5379 nucleotides long. Its product is annotated as cyclin-dependent kinase 5 activator 1-like. Gene Ontology annotation, molecular function: cyclin-dependent protein serine/threonine kinase activator activity; protein kinase binding. Gene Ontology annotation, biological process: brain development; axon guidance. NCBI's taxonomy places the organism in Eukaryota, Metazoa, Chordata, Actinopteri, Syngnathiformes, Syngnathidae. Gene Ontology annotation, cellular component: growth cone; protein kinase 5 complex; cytoplasm. The record is from RefSeq and is a predicted model, not a curated record.
UAUAAGCCCCCCGUCUCUAUUUUUGGACGCCAGUGGCCAUUUUUCUCCCCGCUUUUCUUUGUGUUUUUUUUUUUUUUUUGACCGCGAUUGUGUGGGUAUAGAUGUUUUUUUGGGGGGGGAAUGGAAGAUACCUUCCUGCUGCACGCCUCGCCUUUUCCGACCGCGUUUCAAUCCCCCAUGAAACCCGUUUUUGAAAUGAAGAUCGGGAGGAAGCUUUAGCCCGCAGCGGGGGGGUUGGUGGUGGUGCUGGGGUGGGGGGGGGGAUCCGGAUUGCGUUCGGGGGCCUGUGCACGGACCGGAGCUGCGUGGAAAACCGAUUUGACCGCGUUUUCCUUCUCUACGAUGCACGGACCCUGCAAGGAGAGCUGAUUAGUUGCCAGAUUCACAGAUUUCCCUUUCGCUGUUCCUGACCGACGCCGCGCCGACCCUCGCCAGGCACCAUGGGUACCGUGCUGUCCCUCUCCCCCAGCUACCGCAAGGCCGCCCUGUUCGAGGACGGCCCGGCCACAGUGGGCCACUACACGGCCGUGCAGAACAGCAAGAACUCGAAGGACGCCGCCGCCGCCGCAAAAUCCCUCAAGCGUCCCUCCAUCAUCAGCGUGCUGCCAUGGAAACGCAUCGUGGCCGUGUCGGCGAAGAGGAAGGGCUCCAAGAAGCUGCAGUCCGACGCCGGCGACGGCGGGAAAGGAUGCUCUCCAGACGAGGACGCCGUGGUGGCCUCUGAGUCCAACAGUUUGAAGCUGAAGAAGUCCCAGUCCUGCGCCAACCUCUCCUCUUACGCUUCCGGCCAGGAUCCCUCGGCCAUCACCACGACUACCUCUUCCCACCUGCCCACCUCCAAGACCCUCAUCAAUGUAGCUACAGUAGCUGCCAAAAAGAAUUCCCUAACAGGCUGCGGGAUCCAGACUUCGACUGCGGUCGGCACACCAAAGCGUGUCAUUGUCCAGGCCUCUACCAGCGAACUGAUGCGCAGCCUGGGCGAAUUCCUGUGCCGCCGCUGCUACCGACUGAAGCGUCUCUCUCCCACCGACCCGGUCCUGUGGCUGCGCAGCGUGGACCGUUCCCUCCUCCUUCAGGGCUGGCAGGACCAGGGCUUCAUCACCCCCGCCAACGUGGUCUUCCUCUACAUGCUGUGCCGCGACGUGGUCUCCUCCGAGGUAGCCUCGGAGCGCGAGCUGCAGGCGUCGCUGCUCACAUGCCUCUACCUGUCCUAUUCCUACAUGGGCAACGAGAUCUCCUACCCGCUCAAGCCCUUCUUGGUCGAGGCCGAGAAGGAGGCCUUCUGGGACCGCUGCCUGGAGAUCAUCAACCGCAUGAGCGGCAAGAUGCUCCAGAUCAACACCGACCCGCACUUCUUCACCCAGGUGUUUGCCGACCUGAAGAAUGAGAGCAAGAAAGAAGAGGAGAAGACCAAACUCUUUAUAGGCCUUGAUCGGUAAAACCAAGUGGGAAGAAGAGGGUGUUAAUAUGUCCGGACUACUUUGAAACAAUGGCGUUGUCUGGCGUCUCUAAUGUUUUAUGCUUCUGACACAAUGACGGCACUUAAUAUUAUUGACAAAAAAAGAUCAAACACUAUCUGCUAAGUGGAUUGAAUUAGUCUGUGAAGACUACUGUGCCCGGCACAGGUAAGAUCGUACACCGAAUCGGUCAGGGGUGUCCAGAUUGUUCCAUCAACUGAUACGUUUUGUACAUAAAAGUUGCUAAAACCAACCUGAACAAGGGACUCAUGAGUGUAAUACCUAGAUUCUCAGUCAUCCAGGGUCACGGUAGUCCGCAAAAGUUGAAUCUGGAGAAAAUCGUGCUUUUGUCCACCUUGAAUCGAAGAGUUCCCGCUAACGACUCGUUUCUCCAACAACACCCCGAUUGUGACCACACUUGCCUUGGACAUAAACACUGGUACCUUGACUUAAGUUUGUUUCUGAGAUAAGAGCUGUCCCUCGGCUAAUUGCUAUGUUUUGAAUUGCAAGUGAAAACUUGAGUUACAAGCCUCCCCGCCAACCCAGCCAACACAAGACAUUGAUACAACGUUGAUUAUAAGUACAUGUUCUUUCAAACUGACUUUGAAACAACGUUGCAAAAUAGUCGCAUCCGUAAAUUGAGACGACGUUGAUGUCCAACGUUGGAUCUGCGUUGUUGGUUGGGAAAUGACUAAAAUCCAAUGGUCAAAUCAACAUCACAACCUGGCGUUGAAUAAACGUGCCCAAAAAGCAUGUUGUUUCAACGUUGUAUUCGUGUUGUAGAAUUUUGGUCGGUAAAAUGACCGAAAUUCAACGGUCAAUCAACGUCAGAGCCCAACAUUGAUUAAACGUUGUCAAAAAGCUUGUUGUUUCAACGUUGCAUUUGUGUUGUAGAAUUUUGGUUGGUAAAAUGACCGAAAUUCAACGGUCAAUCAACGUCAGAGCCCAACAUUGAUUAAACGUUGUCAAAAAGCUUGUUGUUUCAACGUUGCAUUUGUGUUGUAGAAUUUCGGUUGGUAAAAUUACCAAAAUUCCACGGUUAAAUCAACGUCAAAACCCAACUUUGAUUAAACGUAUUUGUGUUGUAGAAUUUUGGUUGGUAAAAUGACCAAAAUUCAACGGUCAAUCAACGUCAGAGCCCAACAUUGAUUAAACGUUGUCAAAAAGCUUGUUGUUUCAACGUUGCAUUUGUGUUGUAGAAUUUUGAUUGGUAAAAUUACCAAAAUUCAACGGUCAACUCAACGUCAAAACCCAUCAUUGAUUAAACGUUGUAUUUGUGUUGUAGAACUUUGGUUGGUAAACUGACCAAAAUUCAAUGGUCAAAUCAACGUCAAAACCCAACAUUGAUUAAACGUUGUAUUUGUGUUGUAGAAUUCUGGUUGGUAAAAUCACCAAAAUUCAAUGGUCAAAUCAACGUCAAAACCCAACAUUGUUUCAACAUUGCAUUUGUGUUGUAGAACUUUGGUUGGCAAAAUUACCAAAAUUCAACGGUCAAAUCAACGUCAAAACCCAACAUUGAUUAAACGUUGUCAAAAAGCUUGUUGUUUCAAUGUUGCAUUUGUGUUGUAGAAUUUUGGUUGGUAAAACGACCAAAAUUCAAUGGUCAAAUCAACGUCAAAACCCAACAUUGAUUAAACGUUGUCAAAAAGCUUGUUGUUUCAACGUUGUAUUCGUGUUGUAGAAUUUUGGUUGGUAAAACGACCAAACUUCAACGGUCAAAUCAACAUCAAAACCCAACAUUGAUUAAACGUUGUAUUUGUGUUGUAGAACUUUGGUUGGUAAAAUGACCGAAAUUCAACGGUCAAAUCAACGUCACAACACAACAUUGAUGAAACGUUGCCAAAAAGCAUGUUGUUUCAACGUUGUAUUCGUGUUGUAGAAUUUUGGUUGGUAAAACGACCAAACUUCAACGAUCACAUCAACGUCAGAACCCGACACUGAUUAAACGUCGUCAAAAAGCAUGUUGUUUUAACGUUAUGUUUGAGUUGCUCAACAACAGGACCUAAUUCAACAAGUUCUCAACGUUGUUUCAAUGUCUUGUUCCUGCUGGGAUUAGUUAGCAUAGCGAACGCCACAGCGAAACCCGUAAGAUCCGGACCAAAACGUCUGGUCUUACUCGCUCGCAUUAGCUUAUAGCUAGAUAUGGACAUAACUUCAAUUCCAACCAUUGGAACAAAGAAAGUGAGAGAAGAAAACAUGACAGAGCGUGUAGCUAGCCAAGAAUGGUAAAAUGUUAUCUAAUUAGUGGACAUUUAUCCAUGAAAAUAUGGAGAAGCUGCAUGGAGAUACAAGUAAAAGGUCAAUUCUGCAGAUUAUUCUUAUAUUUCUUCAUACAACUAUUGUAGUUGUUCGUAGUACAUUCUAUUAUUCUAGUAUAGUUUUUCUGAUGCGAUUGAUUUCAAUUCACUCCAAAGGGUAACAUUCAUUUGAGGUUCAAGCUCAAAGCACUACUAUAUACGGAAACUAGUCCUUUGGUCUUCAACAAACAAGAAGAGCCCAGUGCCUCGAUUCGACCUUUGCGGAUGUAGUCUCAUUAGUAACAGGUUUGACUUUAGAAAUAUUUCGAGGGCCAAUAAAAGGAGAGCUCCGGGUUGAUUUUGCACUUUGGACACCCCUGGACUGUCGCAUUUUUUUCUGGCCCAAUUUGGCGUCAACAAAGACGUUACAGGCUGCGUUGUUUCAGUGAGCUCAGAAUGUGAUCGUGUUGACGCAUACUUGCCAACCCUCCAGAUUUUCCCGGGAGACUCCCGAAUAUCAGUGACCCUCCCGAAAAUCUCCCGGGGCAACCAUUUUCCCGAAUUUCUCCCGAUUUCUAACCGUACAACAAUAUUGGGGGCGGACUGCCUAUAGCGUCCGCUUUUCCUUCAUACAAACAGCGUGCCGGCCCAGUCUCAUGAUAUAUGUGGCUUUUACACACACAUAAGUGAAUGCAAGGCAUACAGGUCACACUGAGGGUGGCCGUAUAAACAGCUUUAACACUGUUACAAAUAUGCGCCAAACUGUGAACCCACACCAAACAAGAAUGACAAACACAUUUCGGGAGAACAACCGCACCGUAACACAACAUAAACCCCCAUCUCCCGAAUUCGGAGGUCUCAAGGUUGGCAAGUAUGUGUUGACGUAGCAGGGGUUUUUCGUGACCGAGAGAUUAGAAACACCAGACAACACGCAGUUGUACGAGUCCAGCUGAGUAGUACACGUACUCGUGGAGUCCCAGGAUACCACGUUGCAUGAGGUCACUUCACGCCUGCUUAUUGCCAACUCCACUUCACCUUAGUCCUAUUCUCAUUUUGAAGAUGAUUGCACUCAUCAGCACUGAAGCCCACUGUUGACGCUUAUGAAGCUUAUGAUCCAAAACAACAAGUUAGAUAGAGUAAUAGUAGUCGGCUUAUUUUUAAGGUGUUCUUUUUUUGGUAGGAGUUGGAGCUGCUUGGAGUUUCUACAGCAUAAGAGCACAUGUUACAGUGGAACCCGUUUAAGUCUGUGCCGUUUAUGUCGACAGCCCGUCUAUGUGGACUGACUCAUCAAGUCCUGGUCCACAGUUUUGCUUGUUAGUAGGGUUGCAGCUAUCGAUCUAUUGAAUGGUUUGCAUGAUUAAACACACUGAAAAAUAUUUUGAAUCAGGGGUCCCCAAACUACGGCCCAUGGGCCGGAUACGGACCACCAGCGUCCAAAAUCCGGCCCACAAGUAAAACAUGUUUUUUAUUUUAUUUUUUUGAAAUUCAAUUUUUUUUUAAAUCGGUCCUUUCUAGCCCAUCCAUCAAUCCAUUUUCUACUGCUUGUUACUCUCGGGAGCUACUAGCCGAAAUCGUUUGGGAAACGUAAAAUAGACCCUGAGUGUAGAGUUUUUAAACAUUCGUGCACAUAUGACUUUUUUUUGUUCAGUGUAAGGAAAAGUCAGUUUGACUAAUCGGCAAUAAGA